This is a messenger RNA of Oncorhynchus nerka (sockeye salmon), 3671 nucleotides long. Its product is annotated as BEN domain-containing protein 3-like. The coding region runs from base 737 to 3235 and encodes 832 amino acids. The record is from RefSeq and is a predicted model, not a curated record. Gene Ontology annotation, cellular component: heterochromatin. Gene Ontology annotation, molecular function: rDNA binding. NCBI's taxonomy places the organism in Eukaryota, Metazoa, Chordata, Actinopteri, Salmoniformes, Salmonidae. The transcript has 4 exons. Gene Ontology annotation, biological process: negative regulation of transcription by RNA polymerase II; rDNA heterochromatin formation.
UGGCCGUGUGGGAACACUAACCCUAUCAAGGUGUGUAUCAAUUUAACUUUUUUUAAAUAGAAUUUCUAGCUGAUAUGGAAUAUAAGGUCUUUAUGCUUCCAAAACCGUACCGCAAGCGACAGUUGUUAAUGUUCAGAUUGAGUGUUGGGGCUCUUAACAAAACUCCCCGUACAGACUCUUAUGUGUAACGUAAUGGAACUGAGAGUCAUAUCAAGGGCUAUGUGCAGCCUUAGCUAUGGAAAUUAGGUAUCAGCCUUGUCAGUGACACACACAGAUUACAAUCCCAAAGAGUUUACACAAAUAUUUGCGUCAUAGUUUAUUGCAUGAUUUUGACCCUGGGAAAUCACCUCCCCAGUUAGUCUAUUGCGUUGUUGAACAUUUAAUAUUGGACAGUACUAUGGCGUGCACACCAAUGAAAUGGGGUUAUCAGCCUACUCAGUGACACCCACAAAACACAACACAAAUAUGCAGUCUAAUACACUUUGAAGGCAAAUCGCAAAUUCCUCUUUUGUGGCUAAUCCUUAUUGUCGCUAGCUUCACAGGCCACACCGCCACACAAGACACAUCCACAGCUGUGCGGAAAUGACACUGCAGGCGCGCGCCCCGACACGUAACGCGAGACGACACAGACCCCUCUUCCAAAAAAGGAGAAACACGAACAGUGUGAAAUUCCCACGGCAGAGAUGUUGACCACGUCUUCCAUUACUGCAAAGGAAUACAUUAAACCGUAAAGGAUAUGAAUUCCUCUGACCAUAGGGAAAACACAGAUGGCGAAAUGCUGGAGAUAGAGCGAGAACCCAUUCAAGACAUCAAGACGGAGACAGAUGAAUGUACUAUUAGUGAGACAACUGAAGGACCCCGCAGAUGGUACCUUGGAACUAGUGAGGCCACCAGGAAACGUAUUGCCAAGGACAUGGGCUGUGACUCACACAAUUCUGAAUUGCUCCAGUCUACCAGCAGCAAAAGAGUCAGGGUCUCUAGUGAGGCAGGGCGGCGCUUGCUGAGGAGAUUGUCUGAAGAGUCCACAAGGCCACAAUCUCUCUGCCUGACAUCUGCAGAGAAGGACCCUGCCCAGGAGAAGACUAUAGCCUCUUACAGGAAGCCUCUGUACAGCAUCUCUCACAGAAUCACAGAGAAGAAGCACAUAUCAAGCCUGGACCAGCAGGCUCAGCAUGAGGGAGGAGUGCAGCUAAGCUACAGCAAUCUCUUAUCCCCUCAACUGGUCAAUACAGGGGAGCACAGCCGAAGUGAACCCCUCUCUGCCCUGGGGGCAGCAGGGUCCAUGUCUUCAACAGACUCUAAUCUAUACUCCCUCAUUGAGAAGAUGUUUUUCAUCCUCAAUACGCUUAACUCAAGCAUGACCCAACUGCACAGCAAGGUGGAUCUACUUUCCCUGGAGGUCACUCGCAUCAAGAAACAGGUCAAACCCUCAGAGAUGGCAACUGAGUUCCAGCCUCCUCCAGAAUACCUGUUGACAAGUGAGGAGCUGAGUCAACUGAUGGAGCAGACAUCAAAUGCUGGCGAGUUGGGUUGUCGACUGCUAGUACAUCUCUUCCCAGAACUUUUUAAAGCCAAGGUGUGCACUCCUGGUUGUAUUGUCAACAAGAGAACGUUGGAUUCCCUACAGUUGCAGCUAAUACGCAACUAUGUGAAGGUGUGUUUUCCUCUGGUAAAGAAUAACAACAUUUGGCAGGAUGAAUGCCUAUUACAGAUUAAUAACUUCUUUAACCGCUUCUGGGCUCAGAAGGAUAUGGAGAGCGGGCCACAGUCAUGUGGGAGACAGACUAUUACAGACUUUGGUUUAAAAGCUGAACGGAACCAGCCCUGCCAUUUUAUAAAUGAGGAGGGGAAAGAAGUGCACAUCGACUUAGACUCCAAUAGUGACCACACCAACAAUAAAGUAGUAGUGCCAGACCUUGUGUUUGACACUCAGGAGGUUGGAGAGGAUCUUGAUAAGCUCUCCUCCCCUGAAGACUUUAUGUUUCUUGUAAACAGAGUUUUCCCAGAGGUUUUUAAGGAGGGGAAAUUACCAGAGGGUAGUGUGGGAAAGAUGAUCCUGGACUCGGACAGGAUAGAGAUUAUCCGUAAGUACAUGGAAGCUAAUUUUCCUGACGUCCCAGAGGAUAGUUGGCUGCAUGUGUGUGUGCAGCGCAUAGAAGAUGCAAUAGAGGGUUAUCACAGUAACGGUAAUGGCAGUGAGCCUGAGAACAUGAACGAUGAGAGCUAUGGCUCCACAAGCCUCCCUGAUGAUGUCUCUAUCAUCAAGAUCAGUGACAUGUGUGACUACGAGAGACCGGGUCAUAGGUCAAAAAAGUCGUUGCUUGUGCCAGUCGAUUUUGAACAACUUGAGAUCCCCCUACCAGAUUUCAGUGUGCCUCAAGGGUAUCUGCUCUCUAGGGAGCAACUGAGGAACAACUAUGACGGUAGCUUGUCAAUUGGGAACUUUGCCUCUCGCCUCUUGGUACUUACAUUCCCUGAGCUCUUCACCUACGAGAACACACGGAAGCAUUACAACUGUAGUGGCUCUCUCGGGAAGAAACAGCUUGAUCCUGUGCGGGUCAACCUUAUUCGCCACUAUGUAGAGCUACUAUAUCCACAGGCCAAGAAUGACAGAGUGUGGACCCUGGAAUUUGUGGGUAAACUGGACGAGCGGUGCAGGCGACGAGACAUGGAACAACGGAGGUCGUACCAGCAGCAACCCAAAGUCUAUGCUCCGGAGUUGGAGCAAGGGCCUGUGGACUUUGUGGCUGCUUGCCAAGUGAACCAGCUCAACACAGAGCACUUGGAGGACUUUGAGAUCCCUCCACUACCCCCUGAAAAAAGUAGCAAAGACUUCUGCAUGAUCCCCCUGGAGGAAUUGAAGGUGUCGAUUCCAGACUUCCCAGUGCCUUUGGUCUACUUGCUCUCAGACACUGAGGUGCGAGAGAUUGUCCAGCAGAGCCUUUCAGUGGGAAACUUUGCCGCCCGCCUACUGGUGCGCCUCUUCCCUGAGCUCUUCACUCAGGAGAACCUGCGGCUUCAGUAUAACCAUUCAGGCGCCUGCAACAAGAAGCAGCUGGAUCCAGUGCGUCUCAGGCUCAUCCGCCACUAUGUAGAAGCCGUGUACCCAGUUGAGAAGAUGGAGGAGGUCUGGCAUUAUGAAUGUGUGCCAAGCAUAGAUGAGCGAUGCCGGCGGCCCAACCGCAAGAAGUGUGACAUUCUGAAGAAGGCCAAGAGAUCAAAUACUGUGUCCUAGUAGCAAAGCUAAAGACUAUUUUUUAUUCUAAAUAUUUGCACAAGUACAGAAGCUGAAUAGCAUAGUGGAGCCUUUGCACACUGUCCUGUUUAGGAUAAGGCCAACUUGUAAAGGCAUUUAAUUAGUACUCAAUGUAUUUGUAAUAUUGAACUACAGUAUUAGUUUUUCAUCGUCUGCUUGUUUGAGAUUAUAGACUGUAUGUAUACACCAAAACAAGUGUCAUAGCUCAUCUAAUUUACCCUGUAUAUAAGAUGUAUAGCCUUAACAAUAACCAUGUAAAUAUUACAAAGACAGAUCACAGGCAAAGAUGGAUAAAAAUGGUGAUUGUUUUUUCCAUUGCUUGUGGCACUACUGGUCUUUUAUAACAAUGUUUUACCUUCUUAUAGAAUUUUGUAUUAUAAAUAUGUAUUAAACCAUGGCAACAGAUCCCGUUAAA